Messenger RNA from Myotis brandtii (Brandt's bat), 1444 nucleotides. RefSeq names its product F-box protein 33 (gene FBXO33). The transcript has 4 exons. The record is from RefSeq and is a predicted model, not a curated record. Gene Ontology annotation, biological process: SCF-dependent proteasomal ubiquitin-dependent protein catabolic process; positive regulation of protein ubiquitination. The coding region runs from base 1 to 1203 and encodes 400 amino acids. Gene Ontology annotation, cellular component: SCF ubiquitin ligase complex. NCBI's taxonomy places the organism in Eukaryota, Metazoa, Chordata, Mammalia, Chiroptera, Vespertilionidae.
AUGGUGACCAGCAGCGGCAACGGGGGGCCGCCCAGCUCCCAAGAGCUGAGGGAGCCGGGUGGGGAGCCUGGCCCUGAUCGAUCGUCCCGCAGGCAGGAUGGUGGAGCAGUUAUUUUAAAUUAUUUUUCUUAUAGGAACCUCCAGAAGUUUAGCCUUUUUGGAGAUAUAAGCGUUCCACUACAGCAAGGAAAUUUGUCAAGUACAUACCUCAGCAAGGUGGACCCUGAUGGCAAAAAAAUCAAGCAAAUUCAGCAGCUGUUUGAAGAAAUACUGAGUAAUAGUAGGCAACUGAAAUGGCUGUCCUGUGGGUUUAUGCUGGAAAUAGUAACCCCAACAUCACUGUCAUCUCUCUCAAACUCUAUUGCCAACACCAUGGAGCACCUGAGUUUACUGGACAACAAUAUUCCUGGUAACAGCACCCUUAUCACUACAGUGGAACUAGAGCGAUUUGUGAAUCUGCGCUCACUUGCCCUGGAUUUCUGCGACUUUACAGCUGAGAUGGCAAGAGUCUUAAGCGAUAGCAACCAUGUGCCUUUGCAGCGACUGUCUCUCCUGGUCCACAAUGUUUCUGUGAUGCACAAGUCUCUGGACAACAUGCCAAAUGAUGAGCAUUGGAAAGCCUUGUCACGAAGGAGCCCCAGCCUCCGGGUCUAUAUCAUGGCUUUUGAUAUUAAGAGUGAAGACAUGUUAAAGAUUCUGAAACCCAGUAUACCACUAGAGAGGAUUCAUUUUGACAGCUACAUCACUUGUGUUUCAGGAGCUAUUGUUGAUCUUAUAUCUAGGCAGUAUGACAAGUUCCUCACUCAUUUCAUAUUAAUGAAUGAUGUGAUUGACACGUCUGGUUUUCCAGAUCUUAGUGAUAACCGAAACGAAGAUCCAUUGGUGUUAUUAGCGUGGAGGUGCACAAAGCUUUCUCUUCUGGCAAUUCAUGGUUACACAGUGUGGGCACACAACCUCAUUGCCAUUGCUCGUCUUCGUGGCUCUAAUCUAAAAGUACUUGAAGUCACCGAAGAAAGCAUUGAUUUUGACCAAGGUGAACUGGCCGACCAGGAUGUGGAUCCAGUGCAUAACCUUAUUGAGCAGGUAUCCCUGGGCCUGGGUCAACCUUGGCACGCAGUCAUGGACAUCGAAUCACUCAGUGUCUUCACUGAACCAAAUCGUCAUUUUUACAGAGAGAUGCAAAGCUUUAGCGAAGACAUUUAGCUUUUUUUUAAAUGUACAAUUCCUGUGGUUACAUAUGCAAGUAGGGUCCUAUUAUGUUUUUUUCAGUAGUGUGAAUUAAUCCCUUUGUGCUGUGUUUAAUCAGUAUUAGCUUCAUAGAAUUAUAUAUGUAUAUUCUACUUCUUGAUCAAAGAACGUAGUCGGGUAUUGGAUUAGAAGUUCAAAGUGACAAUGUAUAGGGCUUUCACGGUUAAUAGACUUGUUACCAAACCUUAAAGAUACA